Molecule: messenger RNA, 2279 nt
Organism: Phlebotomus argentipes
Lineage: Eukaryota; Metazoa; Arthropoda; Insecta; Diptera; Psychodidae
Product: proton-coupled amino acid transporter 1
Exons: 4
Coding region: 900-2270 (456 amino acids)
Biological process (GO): amino acid transmembrane transport
Cellular component (GO): vacuolar membrane
Molecular function (GO): amino acid transmembrane transporter activity
Source: RefSeq, a predicted model, not a curated record
CUCCGACUUCUCCACCUUCAUUCAGUCUUCCUCCUUCAGUCGAUCGCACUUGACCGUCUGAAGAGUUCUCUCUCUCUCGCCACAAGUGAUCAUAUCGCACAGAUCUUGAAUGUGACCCGAGAUAGCCGCUAAAUAGUAAUUCGCGAAAAAAAGCACACGUUUCAGCGAAUUAUCUCAUUGAGGAAAGUGCCAUUUGCAUUUUCUGCGAUUAACACGGCAAUUAUUGUGUUAAAAGUUCAGUGAAAAAUUGACAAGAAUAACUUCUUAUAUCCACAUCAACUUGUUGAAUUCCAAUUGACACGCACACACGCACGCUCAUUCACAAGCUCACUGAGGAAUUUCCCACUGAGUGCCGCUCAAUCGCCGAAUGCCGACUGACGGUUAAGAAAAAGCAAUUAUCCGUGCAUUUUUCAAUUGGUAAAUUAGUUAAACACAGCCGCAGAUCUAAUAUUUAUCUUGUUUCGUGCUUUAUGAACUUGAACAUGAGAUAAGAUGAACUUCAAUUGAAUCAUCCCACAGUCAGUGUCUCACCAGAGAGCAAUAAUAAAGUAUCGUGCGUUCAAUACAAUAGGAGCAUAAAAUACUUUUUAUCACAUCACUCUUGAGACUUUUUGAGUAAAACAGUGGCCUUUAUAUUUCGUGCUAAACACACACACUUAGCACAUUAAGAUUAAGUACUAUAGAGCAAAUAGACGGAUUUACCAGUGUGUUUUGCUAAAAAAAACCAAUUAAGUGAUAAAGUACAAACAAACAACUGCAUUCCGUCUGAUAAAUUGGUCAAUAUCAGAUUUUACCUCGACAUUGCGAUAAAUUUGCAUAAAAAUAAACAAGUGGCAGUGAAGGUGUUGCAAAAGCCAUAUGAUUUGUAGGCGAAUCGUGAAUAAAAGUGCAGAGAAAAUAUGGAUAUAGCAGAGACGAGCUUAAAUACCAACAGCACAGAUAAACAUGACGCUGAAGCUCCGGGUACGCAGAAGAAACUGGAGAAUGGUCAGAAUGGCCAGGCAGUGGUUGAGGAGGCGCCAAAUGCUCACACCAUGUCAUACAUCGAGACAAUUGUCCACGUCUUCAAGGGAAACAUCGGUCCAGGGCUCUUUGCAAUGGGAGAUGCCAUGAAGAACGCAGGUUUAAUUCUUGGACCAGUUCUCACCAUUAUCAUUGGCAUUGUCUGCGUCCACUGUCAGCAUCUCCUGCUGCAGUGCUCCAAGAAGAUGCGCAACAAGGCCAACAUGAAGAGCUACCCAGAUUUCGCACGCACUGUGGAGCUCUGCUUUGAAAAUGGACCACCAAGAUUGAGGCAAUGGUCCAAGACGAUGAGGAUCAUCGUCAACGUGUUCCUCUGCGUCACUCAGUUGGGAUUUUGCUGUGUGUAUUUUGUCUUCGUCAGCACCAAUCUGCAGCAGAUCUGGAAUCAGUACGGAAUCGUCAUCAACGACUAUCUGAACCUUCUACUCAUUUGUGCACCAAUCCUUCUGACCAGUCUUAUCACCAAUCUCAAGUUUUUGGCGCCCUGCUCCGUUCUGGCCAGCGCUUUUAUGCUCAUCGGCACUGGAAUCACUCUCUACUUCUCUGUGGACAGUCUUCCCAGUCCAUCUGAGAGGAAUUAUGUGUCCUCAUUGGAAACCAUGCCACUCUUCUUCGGCACGACUCUUUUCGCCUUCGAGGGCAUCAGCCUGGUGCUUCCACUGCAAAAUGCCAUGAAGGUUCCGAGGAAUUUCCAUCGCCGUGCAGGUGUGCUCAACGUAGGAAUGGUAUUCGUCACAUUCCUCUUCACGGGCCUCGGUUUUCUCGGCUACCUCAAGUACGGCGAGGACGUUGAGGGGAGUUUGACUCUGAAUCUCCCUCAGGAUGAUCCUCUGGCACAAUCUGUGAAGAUUCUCAUCUCUCUGGGAGUUUUGCUGGGAUACGCUCUGCAGUUCUUCAUCGCCAUUCAGAUCAUGUGGCCAGGAAUUGAAGAGAAACUUGGCCCAUUCUCAUAUCCGCUCGUCGGCGAAUUUAUCUUCAGAACUUUCAUGGUUUUCGUUACACUGGCCAUUGCAAUGACUGUGCCGAAGCUGAGUCUCUUCAUAUCUCUAAACGGAGCCCUCUGUUCCACUGCCCUGGCACUUGUCUUUCCACCCUUCAUCGAGCUUGUGGUGACUUGGGAAGAGAGCAAAGGUCCGGGAGCUGCAAUACUCUUGAAGAAUUCCACCAUCAUGAUCAUCGCGUUGCUGGGCUUCAUCACGGGCAGCUAUGAGAGUUUAGCACAAAUAAUCCGGGAGUUCUCCAGUUAAACGCCAUAA